CUAUUCCAAAACCGCCAAAGAUGUGACCUUGAUUGUUGACCAUUCUUUGACCAAAUUAAGUCAUACCCACCAAUAAUGGCCGCACGUACCCCUAGUCCCAACUUUAAUAACUACCCACUAUGCAUAACUACCUAAACACACUCUCAUCACUAUCAUGUUCUCGUGCUUAUAUAUACAGACCCUGCACUUUGCAUUGGUUUAUCACUACUUUUUGCUUCUUCAACAUCCAUUCUUAAUAAAGCAUGUCACAUCUAUUUAAAUGUGUGAUUCUUUUCAUCAUGCUGUGUACCACAGCUGCGAGGGAGUUCAAAGUUGGUGAUCACUUUGGUUGGCGUGUUCCUGAUCCCACUGACACUUCAUUCUACACCCGUUGGGCUGAAAGAAACAGGUUCCAAGUUGGAGAUUCUCUCGUGUUUGAGUACGAGAAUGACUCGGUUCUAAGUGUGGAGGAAUGGGACUACUUUCACUGCGAUGCAAGUAACCCCAUCACAGCCUUUGACAAUGGCAAGAGCAUUCUCAAUCUUGAUAGCCCUGGUGCCUUCUACUUCAUCAGUGGAACCGCUCAUCAUUGUAGCAGAGGACAGAAGCUUCUUGUGGAGGUUAUGUCCCCACAACAUCAUCCAGUUCCAGUUCCAGUUCCAGAAUCCCCACCACCCUCUUUGCUUGCACCUCAAGGUAUCUCGCUGUCGCCGAUGUCUCCUUCGCCUGAAGCCUUCUCCCCAGUAGCUUCAUCUCCUUAUGAUAGCAUAGCAGAAGAUUCAACCUCUAUUAUGCUUAGUAAUUCAGCAGUUAUGGCUCCCUUUGCUACAUUUUUGGUUGUGUUACUCUUAGCACUCUGAAUGUACCUCUUGUUAUGUUUUUUUUUUUUUGGAACUCCUUGGUUGUUUAGGCAUUAGUGCAUUACCAUUUAACCUAUUCUUUUUCUGCAGCAGAGACUUUGAUAUAUUGUAUGGAUUUGUAUUGUAUUUAAUUAUUUAUUUAUGAUCA
This is a messenger RNA of Arachis ipaensis, 987 nucleotides long. The record is from RefSeq and is a predicted model, not a curated record. NCBI's taxonomy places the organism in Eukaryota, Viridiplantae, Streptophyta, Magnoliopsida, Fabales, Fabaceae.